AAUAGCAUUGAUGCAGUUUCAGAUCGAGAUUUUGUUUUGGAGUUUCUUUCUGCAAAUUCCAUCACGGCAAUACAUCUCUCUCGGCUUGGUGAAGAGUGGGUAUUGUGGGCUUCAGAAGAAUUUGGGUUUCUCACUCCUUGUGACUCUGUUUCAACUGGAAGCAGUAUAAUGCCACAGAAGAAGAACCCAGACCCAAUGGAACUUGUUCGAGGGAAAUCUGCCAGAGUUGUUGGAGACCUGGUUUCGCUUCUCGUGUUGUGCAAGGGACUUCCUCAUGCAUACAACCGAGAUUUACAGGAAGACAAGGAGCCUGUGUUUGACAGCAUCAAGACAAUAUUAGGAAUGCUUGAAGUGUCGGCAGAAUUUGCACAGAACAUCACUUUUAAUAAGGAAAGAAUACAGAAUGCUCUACCUGCUGGUCAUCUUGAUGCCACGACGCUUGCUGACUACCUUGUCAAGAAGGGAAUGCCAUUCCGAACUUCUCAUGAUAUAGUUGGCAGGUGUGUUGCCUUGUGUGUUUCCAGUAACUGCCAGCUUCAGGAGCUGAGUCUUGAAAAGCUGAGAAGUAUAAGCCCAGUGUUUGAUGAGGAUGUCUACGAGUUUCUUGGAGUCGAAAAUUCAGUAAAAAAGUUC
Messenger RNA from Olea europaea var. sylvestris, 633 nucleotides. RefSeq names its product argininosuccinate lyase, chloroplastic-like. Gene Ontology annotation, molecular function: argininosuccinate lyase activity. The record is from RefSeq and is a predicted model, not a curated record. Gene Ontology annotation, cellular component: cytosol. Lineage: Eukaryota; Viridiplantae; Streptophyta; Magnoliopsida; Lamiales; Oleaceae. The transcript is spliced from 3 exons. The annotation marks the transcript as partial.